Nestor notabilis (Kea) is the source of this 954-nucleotide messenger RNA. RefSeq names its product coiled-coil domain containing 50 (gene CCDC50). The coding region runs from base 1 to 954 and encodes 317 amino acids. The transcript is spliced from 11 exons. Gene Ontology annotation, molecular function: ubiquitin protein ligase binding. Gene Ontology annotation, cellular component: cytoplasm. The record is from RefSeq and is a predicted model, not a curated record. Lineage: Eukaryota; Metazoa; Chordata; Aves; Psittaciformes; Psittacidae.
AUGAAGCUUACAAAAAUCAACUGUAAAAUGAUGCCUGAGUGGGUAGAAAUGCCUUGCAGCGAGAGCCAUGCAGCUCAGUCUGCUCCACUUCGGACAGUGUGUCGAGACUUUGCUAUUUUGGAAGAUCAUACUUUGGCCCACAACUUACAGGAGCAGGAGAUUGAGCAUCACUUGGCAACAAAUGUUCAGCGUAAUCGUCUCGUGCAACAUGACUUGCAGGUGGCCAAGCAACUGCAAGAGGAGGAGGAUCUGAAAGCACGUGCUCAAAUCCAAAAACAUCAAAAAGACUUAGAACGACAGGACUGCGAGAUUGCUCAGGAAAUCCAAGUGAAGCUUGUGUUUGAAGCGGAGCAGCGCCGCAGGCAAGAGGAAAAAGAUGAGGACAUUGCCCGUCUUCUACAGCAGAAGGAACUGCAAGAAGAAAAGAAGCGGAAGAAGCACUACACAGAAUCCCAGGGGCACACAGGCUAUGAAGAUAGCUAUUAUGCAGAAAAUGGAGGCAGUAAGUUGAGGGGGAUGACGCAAGGCAUGUAUGAUACACCCCGAAGGGAACAGGAGUUGUCUGAUGCAGAGAUUGCUCGGAAGCUCCAGGAAGAAGAACUUCUGGCUGACGAGGCAGAUCAGAAGGCAGCUCAAGUAGCCCAAGAUGAGGAAAUUGCCCGACUCUUGAUGGCUGAGGAGAAAAAGGCUUACAAGAAAGGGAAGGAGAGAGAAAAGUCUUCCUUUGAAAGGAGGAGGCAUGAUCAAGACUGGAAGCAUGAUACAAGCGAGUCCACGCGUUCAAGGUCAAAAGAAGGGCCUGAAACUCAGAGACACAAAGGUGAAAGGUCUUCAAGGUCACAGCCUCUCCAUGAUGACUUUGAACACCCUGGGUACUACACAAGCCAGCCCAGCCCGUUGCGCCAGAUCCCCAAACCUGAGCACUCUCCUAAAGGUUCCCGUAGGAAGCAGUAA